CUGGGUCACGGCGUAUGGCGGCCGAGCACAUCCGUUAUUUUUUUCUGGGGUGACCUAGUUGUCGGUGGAACAAGUAAUAUGAAAGCUGCACCACUAUGGAGAUCGACGAGACUGACCCUGGCUAUCUUUGCAUUUUUGGGGUUCCUCAACUUCUACGCUCUACGGGUCAACAUGAGUAUAGCUAUCGUCUGCAUGGUCAAUCACUCCUCCCAGCAUGCCUCAGUUGGACAGAACUCAUCAGCGUCGUUUGAUUUGUGUCGACCAGACAAGGAUGAUAACUCUUCCGGUCAGACUGGCUUGGAGGAUGGCGAGUUGAACUGGGACAAGGAGACCCAAGGGCUGAUCCACGGCUCCAUCUUCUGGGGCUAUUUGGUCACCAAUCUGGCGGGCGGCGUGCUGGCCACCAAAUAUGGCGGCAAACACGUGAUCGGCCUCUCUCUGCUGGCGUCGGCGUUGUUGACCCUGUUGGUGCCGGUGGUUGCCAGGAGCAGCGUGCAGGGUCUGAUGGCACUGAGGUUUUUCACAGGUGCUUCACAGGGGUUCGUGUCACCAGCCAUGCAGUCCCUGUGGUCCCACUGGGCGCCUCCAUUAGAGAGCAGCAGACUGAGGAGUAUCUGCUUUGCUGGUUCCCAGGUGGGCAAGGUCCUGACGUACCCAAUGACGGCACUCCUGUGUGAGUACGGCUUUGACGGCGGCUGGCCGAGCUUGUUUUAUCUGCAGGGUAUUGUUGGGGUAGUCUGGUUUGUUGGCUGGUGCCUGACGGUCUACGACAGCCCCUCCCAACACCCGAGGAUAUCUGCACGUGAGAGAGACUACAUAGAGACCAGCCUAGCCGGCAUGGUCAGCGGCCGAUCACAGACCAAAACACCGUGGCUCUCAAUCCUUGGCUCCGGUCCGGUGUGGGCCAUCAUCAUUGCUCACAUGUGCUGUAACUGGGGGGAGUACACGUUUUUAACCAACAUCCCCACCUACAUGAAGGAGGUGUUAAAGUUCGACAUCAAACAGAAUGGCUUUCUCUCAGCACUGCCGUACCUCGGCUUCUGGCUUCUGAUCACCGUGUCCAGUUGGCUGGCAGACCUGGUCAGGAGCAAACAACUCUUGUCAACAACAGCAACCAGAAAACUUUUUAACUCAGUCGGUAAAUUUGUCCCUGCCCUGCUCCUGAUUGCCGUGAGUUUUGUGGACUGUACCCAGCCGUACCUGGCCGUGUCCCUGCUGGCACUGGGCGUGUCCAUGACGGGGUUCCAGUACGGGGGCGGGCUGUACAUGAGUGCCGGGGACAUCGCGCCCAUGUACGCGGGGGUCAUCUACGGGAUCUCCAACACCGUGGCCACCAUCCCUGGCUUCCUCUCACCCCUGGCCAUUGGCCUCCUCACCCCAGACCAAACACAAGAACAAUGGCGGCAAGUGUUUUACAUCGCCGCGGCCAUCUACGUGUUCGGGGCCAUUUUCUUCAUCGUCUUCAGCAGUGGUGAUCUGCAGACGUGGGCCAAACAAGAGAUGCAGGAGGCAGCUAGUCUUGAGCUCAAGGUCGAUCUCUUGGACAGUGAAGCUUGUGGUGUUGGUACGGACACGCCUAGAGACAGGCGACACAUAGAACCGUGUGAUACAGAUAUACGUAGUAUAGAAGCAAGUGAUAGAAACACACACGAUAUAGAUCUUACUGAUACAAACACACACAAUAUAGACCAUAGUGAUACAAACACACACGAUAUAGACCCUAGUGAUACAAACACACACGAUAUAGACCCUAGUGAUACAAACACACACAAUAUAGACUCAAGUGAUACAAAAACACACAUUAUAGACCCUAGUGAUACAAACACACACGAUAUAGAUCCUAGUGAUACAAACGCACACAAUAGAGAUCAUAGUGAUACAAACACACAUUAAUAUAGACAGUCGUGGAAUAUACAUUAAAACUAGACACACAAAUGUUCUUGAAAUACGUGUUACUGUUAUUGAAGCAUUAGAUGGGGUAUAACAAUGAGCAUUAUUUGGUAUCCAAAUAAUUUUAACAGCUUAAACUUGAAGUCUUCCAUAUUUAUUUGUUGUUUUAUAACUUUUUAAAAUGUUACUGUAUAUUAAACACUUUAAUAUUUUUUA
Messenger RNA from Physella acuta, 2106 nucleotides. RefSeq names its product sialin-like. Lineage: Eukaryota; Metazoa; Mollusca; Gastropoda; Physidae. Gene Ontology annotation, molecular function: transmembrane transporter activity. Gene Ontology annotation, cellular component: membrane. The record is from RefSeq and is a predicted model, not a curated record. Gene Ontology annotation, biological process: transmembrane transport; monoatomic anion transport.